AUGGAGAAGAAUAAAACGGAAAAUGGGGGCAAAGAAAAUACACGCCUCGAAGAAAUACACAGCUUGGUUCACAUAUCUAACGUGGUUUUAAGUGACCCCAUAAAGUGGAGCAAAAAUGAAGGCGGAGAAUAUAAUAAAGAAAGCUUGCGGCAACCAAUUUAUAACUCUUUGCCACCACCCCCCGUUGUGCAAGAAAUAAACAUUCGGGAUUUUGAUCAGUACAUUCGUUACAUCACUAAGAUCAACACGCUGAGCGACGUAAACAUACGCAACGUGGAUGAGAUUAGCCUCCACCAUUUUGAGCGCAUUUUGAACAACCCCCCCUUGGUUGAAGAGGUGCAGAAGCGAGCAGAAUAUGUUGCUAACGGGACAGAUACACAAUUGCCCCCCUCAGGGGGAUCAUUGUCCAGCAUCGCUGACACGGGCGAACAGUCUAACGACCUGUCUGCCUCUCCCAAAACGCAGUCGCACUGGGAAGACAAGCAUGACGUGUUGAUCGCAGAUGAGGCCUGGUGCAACCUGUCCAGCCUUACGCGCCAUCAGGAGGAGCUGAGCCAAACGCUGGACGAUAUCGAUGGAGACAUCAACACACUGAUCCGGAAGGAAUUCCAAAACUACCUGCACAUAAUACCCGUUCUGAACAAGCUAAAAGGAGAAAUAAAAAAUUUGCAUGACGAAAUUAAAACAUUGAGUACACACGUGAAUCAGGUAAAAGAAAUGUUAUUAAAAAUUAUUCAUUUAAAAAAAUAUAACCAUUUGAAGAGGAAAUGUAAACAAGUAAAUCAUCUGCUGAACAAAUUUUUACAUUUUCAAAGGUUAAUAAAAAUGCUGAAAAAAUUUUUACAAAAAAGGAAAUUUUAUCACUGUCUUUUUGCAGUAAAUAAAAUUUUUAAAAUUUAUUUCUUUUUUAAAAAAAAAAAAAAUUUCUUAUAUUUUCAGAAAUAUUUUUGUAAUUUUAAUAUAUCCUACUUGAAAAGCUUCCUGUCUCAGAAUUUCCUUUUUUUGUUUUUUUUCCACUCCUUGUUGUUUUUGUUUCGACCUAGGCGGGUCAGGAAACCUUCGCUUUGUGUCACUCACUUGGUUAAAAAGUGGGCUCGUCUGCGCUGUAGAAGUUCCCGCAUAAAGACGGACGAUACGACCACUACCCAAGGGGAGACCCCCUUCAGUGACAACCCAGCAGAGUUAAGCAAAGACUACACCCCGCACCACCCCUGCUUGAACUUUUCUUCCAAAGAUAAGGCACAAAUCAACACCUUUGUAAAAUUUCACAAACGGGUCAACGAAGAGUUUAUGCGCAACAUUCACAGGAAGAAAAAAAAAUUUGUCAAGUGCCGGAAAAGGGAGGAAGAAAAUUUUUUUGUGAAACGAUGGCACCAGGGAGUCUUCUCCCAUUUUUAUAAAACGAUGAGAAGGAGAGGAACGUUUAACUACCACCUUGUUCACUUGAAUAAUCUCUUCACCCCGGCACUAUUCUUUAACAAUUUCUUCAACUCACUGCGAAGUUUCUGUUCCAAGGAAAACUACUUAAAGCAUUUUGUGAACGACCUCUUUUAUGGUGUGUUGCACGAAACCAUCUCGACCUUUCAACGCGAUCAGUUUUACGAGUUCGGGGAGAAAUCCCUUUUCCGUGCAGAGGAGGUAGCAGCCCAGUCAGGGGGGGAAGAAAGUCCAUCCCCUUGUGAAGAAGCAGAUGUAGUAGAGGUACACUUACAUUUGAAACCAACAAAACGAGCAAAACCAGAAAAGACAAAUCAACCAAUAAGUGAACAAUGUGCAAGUCAUGUGGAACGAUAUCCCUCCGGAAGAAUAACCCUCACAUGUGAACAUCUCGUGAUAGAAAAAUGUAAAACAAAAAAUAUUCUCAAAUGUGAGCAAGACACAUGCAACAACAAACACCUGUACAGACAGGUGGGCCUUCUGCCCAUCCCCAAUUUGGUGCAUUUCUUGAAAAAUUUUUUGCGGAAAAUAAAAAUUAUUCAGAGGAGGAUAAAUAAGUGGGCUUCAUUUUUAAUGGACAAAAUUAUUUCCUCUCUUUUGAACGAAACGUACAUGGAGAGCUUCGCCAAACACACGCCGCACCUCACGCUGCAAAUGCCGGUGAACAGCUUCCCAUUCUUCAAAAGAAGCAAAUCAUCUCACAUGAUAAAACACGCAUACUCCAACUUGUGGAAAUGCUACCGAGAUAUGCACCACACUCUUUUUAAACUCCUCCUCGAAAGGAUAAGCGACGUAUUAAAUGUUAGAACAAAAUCAAGUAUGCACCUUGGCAUCAAUCAGGUGAUUUCCCUUUAUUGGACCAUUCUCCCCAUCUUAUCCUUCGUCCGCAGGAAGGGUCGAAUGUUGCGGCAGGACUACACUCUCCUUUUUGUGAGCAGCGUGAAUACGGUUUUGAGACGUGCUCAUGUGUGUAGGAGGAUGCACCUGUGUGAGAAACCCCUCGAGGGGACCAGACCACUCCGUGUGAGGAGAACACUGAAAAGGAACCAAUUCACCAUCGCCAAAAAGGUAAACAAAUUGAACUACAAUGUUCGUACGUCACGGCGUGGAAUGAGUGAAAUAGGGGAAAUCCCCCCUGUUUGUCUCCCCAUGAGGAAAGAAGCCAUGUGUUGUGAGGACCAAGCACAUGUACGUAGUGACUUGGUGGACGAAUCGAACUACGGGCUACCGCAACAGAGUGGCCAAGUAAGAGCACAAAAUUGGGAACCAUUUACGUUUAACCCUACGGGAGAGUGUCACCCCAGCUGCUUCCUUCCAAAUAGUGCAAACCUGCGCAUAGGUAGUGAGAACUUCCACGUCCCACGCAAUGUAAGCUUAGCCAUCCUGAGGAGAGGUAACAGGGAGCAAGUAAAACUGGGUCGCUUCCUUCAACAGGUAAUUCAAAAGACACCACAUGGGAAGGAAAUCAAGUGGAGACUCACCCAUGAUGAGAAAAAGUUCUGCAAACAAAUCACAAAACGCAUAAGAACCGAAUCGCUAGUCGCCAUAAAUCACUUUUAUGAAUUUAAAAAAAUACAAAUGGACAAAUCGUUAGAAAUUGAAAAAUGGAAUGUACUGGAGGACAUUCCACAAGAAAUAAAUGCUCAGAUGGAAAAAUAUUUCAACAUAAAAAAUGAACAUACAAAUAAAUUGUGCAUGAAUGACCAACUGUUUUACUUAACUAACAGCAGCGUGUCUUUCUUGUGUAUCAUUUUUCAGUACAUCCAUUUCAUGCUCUCGCUACCAGAUGUUUCGUUUGAAAUUGUUUUGAAGAUUUUAACCUUCUGUGAUAAACAGUUGCUCAAAACGGUUCAUCAUUUCAUCAUGGAUGGACAUGCCGUUACCAACUGCACCCUCAAGAGCAUCACCAUUAAGAUCCUGGCUCUCGUUAUCCACACCCUCGAUUUCGCCGACUCCACGCUCAGGCGCGUAUAUGCCAUUUGGCGCCACCUCCUGUGCACGCGUCGGGGUGGAGCGCCUUCAGUGGCGGUGGGCAGCCAUAUGAGCAACCAUAUAAGCAGCGAGGACGACAUCCCCAAUGCGCAAACAAACGUGACCCCACUUGCAGAUCACCCUCAUGACCGCUACACUGUGGAGGACCCUCAUCGUGCAGACACCCAAUUGGAAAACGAGACAAUGAAUGUGUGGGGACAUGACCAACUAAGGCAUCCUCCAGAUAAAAAAUUCACCAAAGGGGAAAGAACAACAAUUAGUAAAAAGACGUACUGCGGAGGGAACGACGAAAAGUCGUCGUUAGAAAAAAAGGAGAAGCAUACUCAUGGUGAUAUAUUACAAGGGAUGAAUACCAACUGGGUAAACAGCGUUCUAGUAAAUUUUACAAAAUGUGUAAAGUACCCCACCACACAGAACCGUAAGCGCAUCCUUCGUGGCAUCCGCCUCUCGAAACAGGAAGAAAAAAAAGUGAAAGAAAAUUUUAAGCACAUCCUAGAUAAGUCAUUUCUUUUAAAAAAAAAAUUAGCGGAAAAGAUAAUUGAUAUUUUAUCGACUCGAUUUGAUUAUUGCACAAACAUCUGGUUGGUGUCGGACAGUCUGUUGGAGAAUCACUUGGUGAACUCCCUUAGCUACGAGUGUGACAUAUUGCCCUAUGGGAUGCAGCUGCGCUCCACCUUCAAGCUCCUGAGUACCUACCUGCGCGAGCAGGACACCAGGAAUAUCUACCGAGACCUCUUCCAAGACAUCGCGAACCGUUUCAGCUUGCGCAUUAAUGUCCUCAAAGGAAACGACCAGUAUAAGAAAAUUAUUUCAAGACUGAUGGACGACGCCGCGCCAGGAAAAUCACAAAUUGACCAAUUGAUUAUGCACUAUCACAACUACGAACUUAAGGAGAAGACUGCUCACAACAUUCACAAAAAUGUCGGCGACAAAAUCCUCAUCGACAUGACCAACGUCUUAAUCAUUCUCUACAAGGUCCCCCUUUUGUCUGACAUCAUUGAAACCUUCUUAAACGAUUUUUUAAAAAUUUGUAAGUCCCACUGGUACGUAACCAUAGACCCCUUUCUAAUUCUGAGCAAGUACAAAAAGUAG
This is a messenger RNA of Plasmodium fragile, 4521 nucleotides long. RefSeq lists its product as uncharacterized. The coding region runs from base 1 to 4521 and encodes 1506 amino acids. Gene Ontology annotation, biological process: retrograde transport, endosome to Golgi. NCBI's taxonomy places the organism in Eukaryota, Apicomplexa, Aconoidasida, Haemosporida, Plasmodiidae. The record is from RefSeq and is a predicted model, not a curated record. The transcript has 4 exons.